GAGGUUUUACAGGCCGAUCCAGUGAGUUGAGAAAUUCAGACCAACAGUUUCUCCUAAACAUAAGACCCAUCCUUCCACUAUAUGAACCCAUCUUGUCCUAAAUUCUUCCCUCAGCCUCAACAGCACCUCCUCCUCCAACAAACAGCAACAGAAAGUUGAUAAAUAAAAAGGAGAGAGCUUCAUCGGAAGAACUCCAAAGACUCGCUCAUUCGUCCCAUAUUUGAUCAUAAAUCAUGGGAGGCUGCGCGAGCAAACCAAAGGAGUUCGAUACCGCCCGCCCUGAGGCUCUCCCAACUGAGUCCACCAGACCCGAGAAAGCAGACCGUGAAGCUGAAACGACUACUGAUAGUACCAACGUUGCAGCUAAUCAAGGGGCGGAGGACACCACCAACACCACCAAUGUAGAAGCAGAAGCACCUCUGGUAGAUCUCUCAGAGCCAAAGGAGGAGGAGGAGGAGGAAGCCGCACCUGUUGUUGUUCCUGCUGCUGCUGCUGCUGAGGCUAAGCCUGAGGCUGCGGCUGCGGCUGAGGUGGUACCAACUCAGAAACCAAAAGAGGAAAAAGUAGCUGAUCAAGUUGAAGUUGCUGCCAGGCAACUAGCAGAGGUCAAUCUUGUUGAGGCUGCUAAGGAGACCAAAGAGAAAGAGCUGCUGCCGGCUCAAGAGAUCAAACCAAAGGCCAAAGAGGAGCAGCCUGCUGCAGAGAUCAAACCCAAGGCCAAAGAGGAGAAGCAGCCUGCUGCAGACAUCAUCAAACCCAAGGCCAAGGAGGAGGAGCCUGCUGCAGACAUCAAACCAAAGGCAGCUCCUGCCUCAGAGGGCAAGAAUAAAGAUGCACCUAUUCUCACUGUUUGAUCCAUUGCGCUUCCAAUCUAAAUCUAGCUACUAAUUAAUGUAUCUCCCAAAAAAGAGCCAUAAAGUGCAACACAGCAUUGAUGGAUAUAUUGGUGCACUUUGUAUCUGAAUUUUUGGGACUCCACAACCACAAGUAUUGAAAAUCCUAUUUUACUUAUAUCCCAUAAUUUUUAAGUUAUCUAUGCUAUAUGCCUCAUAGUCGUUU
Molecule: messenger RNA, 1059 nt
Organism: Prunus dulcis (almond)
Lineage: Eukaryota; Viridiplantae; Streptophyta; Magnoliopsida; Rosales; Rosaceae
Product: MARCKS-related protein 1-B-like
Exons: 1
Coding region: 234-854 (206 amino acids)
Source: RefSeq, a predicted model, not a curated record